AUGAUCGAAGAAUUUCCACAUGUUUUACUUUAUUAUAAUUUUGCACAUAAAAAAGAUCGUUAUUUUUUAUCACCAUAUGAAGUUGAUAUAUCAAGACAUGGUUCACAAAGAGCUGUAUGUGAUGUUAUACAUUCAUCUGAUUUUCUAUGUGGUUUACUUGAUAUUGAUCGACCAACAAUAAUGAAACAAAUUUCAUUAAAUUCACCAAAUAUAACAUCAACUAGUUUAAUAACAACAGCAACAGAUAAUAGUUCAACAUCCAAUAAUGAAGAAACAUGUAGUCGACGUACAUUAUCUUGUUCAGCAACAUCAACCGAUACAAAUUCGAAUGAUCCACUUUUAACAAUGAUUGAACAACGAUUAGAUUUUAAACAUCGUUGUAUGUUUUAUUCAACUGGUCCGACAUCGGAUUUGUGUAUUUGUGCUCUCGAUGUUGAUUGUCAUUCAUCAGUUGUAUGUAAUGCUAUUGGUUAUUCAAAUCUACUUACAUAUGAUGAAUUACUAACACAAAAUGCAAACAAUGAAGAGGAUAAUAAUAAUAAUAAUAAUAAUAUUCAACGAACACCAACAAAACAUGCUCAUAAAAUGCGUCAUCAACAUCGACAAUAUGUUAAUCAAUGGAUAUGUAUACGAGAUAUUAUUGAUGGUUUAAUAACAUGUAAUCAUACACUUAAAAAUAAAAUUAUCGUGGAAAUUCUUUCGAAAAUGAUUCUUUGGGUUAAACAACGAAAUGAAUCGAAAAUACUUGAAUCAAAAUUAAACAAAUCUGAAUCAUCAAUAAUGACAAUAACAAAUAUUAAAUUAUUUAAAGCACGAGCGCGACAACUUGUUUGGGAUUUAAUGGAAAUGAAGAAUGAAGUUCGUUUUCCUCGUCCAGUUCAUGGUCGUAUACCAAAUUUUCGUUAUUGUGAAAUAGCUUCUGAAAAUGUAAUUAGUUUAGAAUGCUUUAAGCGAGCACGUGUCAUCAAAAUUAAUCCAUCACUUGCUCAAGAAUCUCUUCGCUAUUUAACAUUAUCUUAUAAUAAAGUACUUUUAACACCAACACCUUCACUUGAUUCGGCAUUAUUUUAUAAAUUAGAACCAAAAUUUUUACAUCGUAGUCAAUUAGAUUGGGCAGCAACAAAAACUGGUGCUGCUGAAUUAGGUACUGUUAUACAAUUACAAGCAUUAAAACAAAUUCAUGUUGAUUUAAUUAUUGUUGCAUCAGUUGUUGUUAAUCCAAUAACUGGUGCACGUAUUGGUAAAGGUAAAGGUUAUGGUGAUUUAGAAUAUGCAAUUAUGUCACAAAUGGGUUGUGUAUCAAAUAAAACAAUUAUUAUGACAACAUGUCAUGAAAGUCAAUUAAUUAAUGAUAUACCAAAUCAUAUUAUGGAACAACAUGAUUUACCAGUAGAUAUUAUAGUAACCCCGAAACGAUAUAUUUAUACAAAACGUUUAUUUCAACGACCAACACGUGUCUAUUGGAAUAAACUUGAUCCAGAUAUGAUGAUAAGUAUUCCGGUUUUACAAGAAUUAAAACGAUUAGAACAGCAAAAUAUUAUUAAAUCUCAAUAA
Molecule: messenger RNA, 1554 nt
Organism: Rotaria sordida
Lineage: Eukaryota; Metazoa; Rotifera; Eurotatoria; Philodinida; Philodinidae
Source: the annotation of a GenBank genome assembly